Messenger RNA from Fusarium fujikuroi IMI 58289, 852 nucleotides. RefSeq lists its product as uncharacterized. The coding region runs from base 1 to 852 and encodes 283 amino acids. The record is from RefSeq and is a predicted model, not a curated record. The transcript is spliced from 7 exons. NCBI's taxonomy places the organism in Eukaryota, Fungi, Ascomycota, Sordariomycetes, Hypocreales, Nectriaceae.
AUGUCUCGAAAUAUUCUCAUCACCGGCGCGGCGGGUUACAUAGGAGGUUCCAUCGUCGUAGAUCUUUUAUCCAAGCAUCCGGAGAUCACUAAAGACCAAAUCGUUGCCGCCACCUCAGGGUUGAGUGCAUUCUACGCAAACUCUGGCUGGUCAUGCAGUGUCAAUAAAGACACAGAUGCGGUGUUUGAGACGGAGAAGGGGGUUGCAGACUCGUAUCCAGUCCGAAAGACGGAUGUAAUGGUUAUAGAACAUGCACAAGCCCAAGGUGUCACGCCAUUUGCUGUUGUACCUUCUAUCGUCUAUGGAAGAGGAACUGGCGCGUGGAAUCAACUCUCCGUCAUGAUACCAGGCCUGACACGAGCGAGCCUCAAACUCGAAAAAGUGUACAAAUUGGAUGAGAAUAUUUCGUUGCAAGCUGUUCAUAUCAGCGACCUAACCGCCUUGUACUGCCGAAUCAUACAUGCUGUUCUGAACCACGAAGAAAUACCAAGUGGAAAAGAAGAAUAUUACUUUGCAGUUGCUCACGACAUGGAUAUGUGGGAAUUCCAAGACCAUCUCGCCGCAGCCAUGAAAGCUCGAGGCCUUGUGACAAGCGAUAAGCCCGAGGUGUAUCCUAGCAAUGAGUUUGAUGCAGACUCAAUCGAUGUGCCGCUUGAAUUUCUGGAAGAUCUUUACAAAUCUGGGGGUCAUUUCACGGCGACAAGACCGCAGAGUGUUGGUUGGAAACCUCAGUGGGAUAGUGAGCGGUUUUUGAAGAAUUUAGAUGGUGAGAUUGAGGAUGUUCUUGAGUUGGGGAAGGCAAAGAGUAGUCUGAUUGGCACUCUGUUUGCUGCUGUUGGAAGGGCACGUUGA